GCUCUUUACAUUCUUCCACUAUUUUAAAAUAAUAUAAUUUAUAGAAAAAUCUUAUGUGAUGACUGAGGAAACUUUUCUGUAGCUGUAUAGUUGGCUUUGACUGUGCUGUUGAAUUGCCUUUUCUAAUAUUGUCAUCUGUCUCUUUAUCACCUCUGAAACCUCUGAAAAAGAUUCGGCUAUUUACCACCUCUAAACCCUCUUGCAAUGGAGCACUCACCCUCUAUGAACUUGUCAGUGGUGGAUGGAGACGAGGUGGAGGACCAACGCCCUCUUCUUCCACCGAGGAUGGCCCCUCCACCCCAGGCCUGCUCUCCACAUUGUGGAAUACAUCAAAACAUCCAAACACCAACUGAUCAGACCGUGUGGCUGGACAGGACCCAGGCCAUGGCCACCACACCUUUGUACAAUGGCCACCUUUAUGUCAAACCUUCACCUCGCUCCAAAAGGAGGGGAGACAAAGGCAAAGAGAAGCAAUGCGAGAAAAGGUCAGGGGGGAACAGACCAAACACAGGACACAAAGAGCGCAAUCACCAAUGCAAAGUCAGAAACGCAGGACCUCACAGACUCCAGGAGAAAGUCACCUCUUUCACUGACAUCCCCGUGUCUCCCUGUGGAUCACCCUUCAAGAGCUCUUGCAGGUCUCACUUAGACAUCAAGGAUGUUGAGGCCAGAGGGCGCCGCAAGUCAGGUAACGUUUCUUUGGAGAUGCACGACCGUCAGAGUCUCCCAGAGAUCAUCAUCACCAGCAAAGAUGAUGACCUGCAAACACACAGUGAGACGUCCCAGUAUCGGCAGGAUCUGUCCGCGUCCAAAGGCCUGCUGCCGGGAGCCGAGUGUCCCAGUCCGAACCUCAGUCCCAGUCCCCAGUCCAGUCCGAAGCGCAAAGUGGACAACAAGGACGACACAUACUGGAAGAGCCACAACAUCGGCUGGAGGCUGGUUCACAGGAGGGCUCUGUUUUUGAGGAGGCAGCGACUGAAUGACUGUGCCCUGGCCGUGGGCAUAUUCGGGGUGGUGUUGAUGGUGAUGGAGACAGAGCUCUCCUGGAGCGUCUACAGCAAGAGCUCCAUCUACUCCCUCGCACUCAAGUCCAUCAUCAGUUUCUCUACGAUCAUCCUGCUUGGCCUCAUCAUAGCCUACCACUGCUGUGAGGUGCAGCUCUACGUUCAUGACAUUGGUGCAGAGGACUGGCGGAUUGCCAUGACAACCGACCGUGUGGCUCUGGUGGCCUUGGAGCUGGCAGCAGUGGCCAUCCACCCCUAUCCGGUCGGUCUGCUGGAGUACUUCGAGCAGACCUUCCAGCACACCAAGACUCGCCUCUCACUGUCUGAGACAGAGCUGGAGAUCGUCCUGGCUCUGCCCAUGUUCCUCAGGCUGUACCUGCUGGGACGGGCCAUGAUGCUGCACAGCCGCCUCUUCACGGACACCGCGUCUCGCAGCAUUGGAGCCCUCAACAAGAUACACUUCAACACCCGCUUUGUGGGGAAAACACUAAUGACCACCUACCCAGGGACUGUGCUGAUGAUUUUCAGCGUCUCUCUGUGGAUUGUGGCAGCAUGGGGCUUACAUGUUUGCGAGAGACAUCACAACUACCGGGACCUGAGCAGCAACUACAUGGAGGCCUUGUGGAUGGUCUCCGUCACCUUCCUGUCCAUCGGUUAUGGAGACGUGGUGCCUCACACCUACUGUGGUCGCAGCAUCUGCCUCCUCACAGGGAUAAUGGGUGCAGGCUGCACGGUCCUGGUGGUGGCUGUGGUCGCCCGGAAGCUGGAGCUGACGAGAGCAGAGAAACAUGUUCACAACUUCAUGAUGGACUCCCACAUCUCCAAGAGGAUAAAAAUUGCUGCAGCAAAUGUGCUGAGAGAGACUUGGCUUAUCUACAAACACACUAAGCUGUCAAGAGAAAGAGACCACACCAGAGUCCGCAUGCACCAGCGAAAGCUGCUUCUGGCCAUCCACCAGCUGCGGCGAGUGAAGAUGGAGAAGAGAAUACUUGCAGACCAAGGGAACACACUUGUAGACCUCUGCAAGGUGAGAGAGAUGCAGAACUUGAUGUAUGACGUGCUGUCAGAGGUGCAGGGCUGCAGGGGGGAGCUGGACACACACAUCCACAGCUUGGAGAAGCACGUGGAGGAGCUGAGGGAAGGCUUCAGGAGCCUGAUGCCCCUCCUGUCCAGCACCCUGUCCACACAAAACUCCUCCAUCCGUCACCUGCUCAGGGAGAGGGAGGUGAAGACGGAAACUGCCGGCACGAGUGUCGACAGGUAGACGGAGGCUGAGGAAGAUGAUGGAGAGGAAGUAAAAGCUUCUCGGGUGCUGCAGGAGCGGUUAUGGGACUGUAAGGCAACGAUCAUCUUAUUGGGACAUUUUUCUUAGAAAGGUGGAUGCUAAUAACAAGUGGAAAGCUGUACUUGUGUUAAAAGUAGUAACAUUUUCUAUAGCAGAAAUUCCGUAAAGCCAAAAUGUAGAAAUUAGUCAAACUGUGGCUUUUAAAAGACUUGCCAUAAUCUAAUAGUAAACUGAGAACAUUUUUAACCAAUAAAUCAGACUUUAUCAGAAAUCAUUAAUGGUAAUGUUAAAGUGAGUAUUUUAGACUCUUGGCCAAAUUUGAACAUUAGGACACAGAGGUUGCCAUUGUUGUUUCCUGAUGAAAAUUAUCAAUAUUGAUCUUGUUCAUCACAGCCCUAAUCAAUUCAUCAACUUGACCAAAAGAUAAACCCGGAUGGUUUAGAACUGUUAUCACUCCCAUGUCAGUGUGUAGCUUUACCUGUUAAUAAUGCACUUUUUUCUGAUGAAGUAUUAAAAACUACAUAUAUUUAAACAUGGUUUGGGAUUGUAUAUACCUAGUCUUACAAAAAUGUGAAGAUAACCAAUAGUACUUUAUAAUAAAAUGAUAAGGCUCCUGAUUUUGUAUUAAAUGUCUGCAUUAGUCAGUGAGACAAAAAAAAAAGACACACAAACCAUUCCUUUAGCCAAAACAAUAUUUUAUUAAGAGAGACAGGGUUGGAGGGUGGAGUUACAGCAACAACUGAUCUGUCGACAAACAGUGGAAACUCAUCUGCUGUCCAGUCCAUCUUCAGGUCUCAUCUCAGACCACUGGGUCUGCCACCGUCCCGGAAGCAGAAGACGCUGAUAUCAACCAGUCCAUC
Molecule: messenger RNA, 3149 nt
Organism: Scatophagus argus
Lineage: Eukaryota; Metazoa; Chordata; Actinopteri; Scatophagidae
Product: small conductance calcium-activated potassium channel protein 1-like
Exons: 9
Coding region: 205-2268 (687 amino acids)
Biological process (GO): potassium ion transmembrane transport
Cellular component (GO): neuron projection; plasma membrane; neuronal cell body
Molecular function (GO): calmodulin binding; small conductance calcium-activated potassium channel activity
Source: RefSeq, a predicted model, not a curated record